Sorghum bicolor (sorghum) is the source of this 2062-nucleotide messenger RNA. Its product is annotated as isoflavone 2'-hydroxylase. Lineage: Eukaryota; Viridiplantae; Streptophyta; Magnoliopsida; Poales; Poaceae. The transcript is spliced from 2 exons. The record is from RefSeq and is a predicted model, not a curated record. Gene Ontology annotation, molecular function: iron ion binding; monooxygenase activity; heme binding. Bases 58 to 1737 code for a protein of 559 amino acids.
AUCCACAUCUUUGAUCGCCUAUAGGUCUGGGGGUCGUGUGUAUAUAUAUGUGCAGCCAUGCAGGAUGGUGCCAGUGCAGUGCCACAUACAAACGCAGCGAAUCGACCCAUCCAUCCAUCAAUCAAAGCACGUCAGCCUCACAACAUCAUCUCCUGCUCCUCCACAACCAUGGAUAAGGCCUACGUGGCCGUGCUCUCCUUCGCCUUCCUCUUCGUGCUCCACUACCUCGUCGGCCGUGCUGGCGGCAACGGCCGCAAGGGCAACAAUGGCAAGGGGAAUGCUGCGCAGCAGCGGCUGCCACCCAGCCCUCCCGCCGUCCCGUUCCUCGGCCACCUCCACCUCGUCAAGACGCCAUUCCACGAGGCGCUGGCCGGCCUCGCGGCGCGCCACGGCCCGGUGUUCUCCAUGCGCAUGGGCUCCCGGGGCGCCGUGGUCGUGUCCUCGCCCGAGUGCGCCAAGGAGUGCUUCACGGAGCACGACGUGGCCUUCGCCAACCGCCCCAGGUUCGCCACGCAGGAGCUCGUGUCCUUCGGCGGCGCCGCGCUCGCCACGGCCAGCUACGGGCCCUACUGGCGCAACCUCCGCCGCGUCGCCGCCGUGCAGCUCCUCUCCGCGCACCGCGUCGCCUGCAUGUCCUCCGUCAUCUCCGCAGAGGUGCGCGCCAUGGUGCGCCGGAUGAGCCGCGCGGCCGCGGCGGCGCCCGACGGCGCCGCGCGCGUCCAGCUCAAGCGGAGGCUGUUCGAGGUCUCCCUCAGCGUGCUCAUGGAGACCAUCGCGCAGACCAAGACCUCCCGCACCGAGGCCGACGCCGACACGGACAUGUCGCCCGAGGCGCACGAGUUCAAGCAGAUCGUCGACGAGAUCGUGCCGCACCUCGGCACCGCCAACCUGUGGGACUACCUGCCGGUGCUGCAGUGGUUCGACGUGUUCGGUGUGAGGAACAAGAUCAUGGCCGCUGUCAGCAGGAGGGACGCGUUCCUGCGGCGGCUCAUCGACGCAGAGCGGCGGAGGAUGGACGACGGCGGCGACAGCGACAAGAAGAGCAUGAUCGCCGUGCUGCUCUCAUUGCAGAAGUCAGAGCCGGAGCUGUACACGGAUACCAUGAUCAUGGCACUUUGCGGGAAUUUAUUUGGCGCCGGAACGGAGACCACAUCGUCCACGACAGAAUGGGCCAUGUCGCUUCUUCUGAACCACCCGGAGGCGCUGAAGAAGGCACAGGCAGAGAUCGACGCGGUCGUGGGCAACUCCCGGCUGAUCACCGCAGAAGACGUGCCUCGCCUCGGCUACCUGCAGUGCGUCAUCAACGAGACCCUGCGCAUGUACCCUGCCGCGCCGCUGCUCCUGCCGCACGAGUCGGCGGCGGACUGCAAGGUCGGCGGCUACGACGUGCCCCGCGGCACGCUGCUGAUCGUGAACGCGUACGCGAUCCACAGGGACCCCGCGGUGUGGGAGGACCCGGCCGAGUUCAGGCCGGAGCGGUUCGAGGACGGCAAGGCCGAGGGGCGGCUGCUGAUGCCGUUCGGGAUGGGGCGGCGCAAGUGCCCCGGGGAGACGCUCGCGCUGCGGACCGUCGGGCUGGUGCUCGGCACGCUGAUCCAGUGCAUCGACUGGGACAGAGUCGAUGGCCUGGAGAUUGACAUGACCGCGGGUGGCGGGCUGACCAUGCCCAGGGCCGUCCCGUUGGAGGCCACGUGCAAGCCUCGUGCAGCUAUGCGCGAUGUUCUGAUGGAGCUCUGAGCCUCUGAUGAAGAGUAACAUCUUGGCAUAUGAUCCCUAGGGUCUCACUGCGUGGUACUGAGGUUCAACCGGUACUAGUGUGUAGGUGUGUAGCAGUAUGCUUUGGCUUAUGGUGUGUGCUGAACUAAAUAAGCUUGGGUGCGUAAUACCCUCGUACGUUUUAUUUCUUCUGUAAAAUAUAUGGUCGUUUGUAUGAGCAAUUAGUAGUUGUUUCACAGUUCACAGUAUGGUUUAGCAAAUUGUGAUCUUCUCCAGAUUAUCUUGUAUAGUAUUCAAGAUAUGUAAACAAUUUAUUCGUUUGAGUUUAUCUGUCGAAUCUACCAGU